CACUUUUGAUAUUCGAGCGGGCAAUUCGCAAUCAGCUGAUGCUCUGUAUAUGAUUGUAUGUAUCGUUCGACUUUACUUUGAACUGUUCAUUGAAUUUAUUUAAGGAUGGGCGAAAACGUACAAGGAACAUUUGUAUCCGAAAAAAUUUCCAAAAUAAGGUGGCAACAUGGUGAUUUCACAGAAGCAAGGAAUUUCUUAACUGGCAGUUGGGAUAACCCGGUAAAUAAAAUUACGCAUUGGACAUUUAGAACAAAUUAUGAUGAAGAACCAUCUCCUGUAGUCUUGUCAUCAUAUACAUUCCUUGGUGAUGUUACUGAAUUGAAGUUUAUUAGCAAAGAUUUCUUCGUGGUUUCAUCAUCUUUAGGUUCAGUAAGAUUAUUGCAAAUUGAGGAAGAGUGUGCUGAAUUCAAAGAACAUAUGGCAUGGGAAUUUAUACAUAAUUUUAAGACAACAGAUUAUGCCUCUUGUACUGCAUUGUCUACUUUUGAACAAGAUAUAGCUUCUGCGGGAGAAGAUGGAAAACUUAAUCUUCUUACAGCUGCAGAGAAAAAACCAGUUAGAGUUAUUGAUGCUGAUAGCUGCUCCAUAUAUUGCGUUGAUUUUUUAAAACAUAACGAAGUGCUUACUGGAAAUUCAAGAGGACAUAUGAAAAUUUGGGAUUUGAGAAGCAAUCGAGAUGUGCCUGAUACAACUUUUAUGCUCUCUGAUCAAGUUAAAACAGCAGCUACAAGUGUUACGCAUCAUCCCACACAAAGACAUAUUGUAGUUGCUGGUGGAGGUGAUGGCAGUUUAACUGCAUGGGACUUGAGAGAAAACACUUAUCCAGUGUUGCAACUCAAUGCACAUACUAAAGCCAUCAGUGAAAUACUUUUCCAUCAAGACAGACCAGACAAUAUCUUUACUUGUUCUGUCAGUGGAGAAUUAUGGCAUUGGAAUAAUGCACAAAGUUCAAAACUGAAACUUGAUUCUACAGAUACACAUUGGUUGAAGCAAACGAUUAGCGCAAAUGGGAAAGUUAAUGCGACUUCAUUGUGUGCUGCUAUGCAUAAACCGAUUAACAGCAUCGACAUCAAUAGAUCGACGCUUCUUUUUGGAUGUGACAAUGAAGCAAUGGACAGUUCAACAUCCAGCAAUGCGACUACCACAGCCGCUACGGCGACAAAGAGCCAAGUGCAGUUUAAUCAAUAUACCAUGCUGCCAUACACGCCAAAAUAUUAUGAACUUUAUAAGAAAAGAAUUACUUUGCCUGUAUUCGAAUAUCGUACUGACUUUAUGAGAUUGUUGUCCACGCAUCAAUGUAUUGUUCUUGUUGGAGAAACAGGUUCUGGCAAAACUACACAGAUACCACAAUGGUGUGUAGAAUAUUCAAGGAGUAUUGGAAGUAAAGGAGUUGCUUGUACACAACCAAGAAGAGUGGCUGCUAUGAGUGUAGCACAGAGAGUUUCAGAGGAAAUGGAUGUUGCCUUAGGUCAAGAAGUAGGAUAUAGCAUCCGUUUUGAAGAUUGCAGUUCACCAAGAACCGUAUUGAAGUAUAUGACUGAUGGUAUGUUGCUUCGUGAAGGCAUGUCUGAUCCAAUGCUGGAUGCGUAUCAAGUGAUACUGCUUGACGAAGCUCAUGAAAGAACAUUAGCCACUGACUUGCUCAUGGGUGUUUUGAAGGAAGUGAUCAAGCAGAGACCGGACCUAAAACUUGUGAUUAUGAGUGCUACUUUGGAUGCUGGAAAGUUUCAGCAGUACUUUGACAAUGCACCACUUAUGAAUGUACCUGGUAGAACACAUCCAGUCGAGAUAUUUUAUACACCAGAACCGGAAAGGGAUUAUCUAGAAGCAGCUAUUAGAACUGUCAUUCAAAUCCAAAUGUGUGAAGAAAUUCCCGGCGAUCUCUUGUUAUUUUUGACUGGUCAAGAAGAAAUCGAGGAAGCUUGCAAGAGAAUUAAAAGAGAAAUGGACAACUUGGGACCCGAUGUUGGUGAAUUAAAGUGUAUACCGCUGUACUCGACGUUACCACCGAAUCUUCAACAGAGAAUAUUCGAGCCUGCUCCACCCACUAAAGCUAAUGGUGCUAUCGGUCGUAAAGUCGUGGUCUCGACUAAUAUCGCGGAAACAUCAUUGACUAUCGAUGGGGUUGUCUUUGUGAUAGAUCCUGGUUUUGCCAAGCAAAAAGUAUACAACCCUAGAAUUCGUGUCGAAUCUCUUUUAGUAUCCCCUAUUAGUAAAGCUUCGGCACAGCAAAGGGCUGGUCGAGCUGGCAGAACUCGACCUGGAAAGUGCUUCAGAUUGUAUACGGAAAAAGCGUAUAAAAAUGAGAUGCAGGAUAAUACGUAUCCUGAAAUUUUGCGUUCCAAUCUUGGAAGUGUCGUAUUGCAGUUGAAGAAACUUGGAAUCGAUGAUCUGGUACACUUCGAUUUUAUGGAUCCACCUGCGCCUGAAACUCUCAUGAGAGCUUUGGAACUUUUGAAUUAUUUGGCAGCUCUCGAUGAUGACGGAAAUUUGACGGAUCUUGGCGCAGUCAUGGCAGAAUUUCCAUUGGAUCCCCAAUUGGCGAAAAUGCUUAUAGCAUCUUGCAAUCAUAAUUGUAGCAAUGAAAUACUCAGCAUCACUGCUAUGCUUUCAGUCCCACAGUGUUUUGUGAGACCGAACGAAUCAAAAAAGGCCGCGGAUGAUGCAAAAAUGAAAUUUGCACAUAUUGAUGGUGAUCACUUGACGCUACUUAAUGUGUAUCAUUCCUUUAAACAACAUAUGGAUGAUGUUCAAUGGUGUUACGAUAAUUAUGUAAAUUAUCGAUCAUUGAAGAGCGGAGACAAUGUAAGACAACAAUUGAGCAGGAUAAUGGAUAGAUUUGUAUUAAAACGCACUUCAACGGACUUCAAUUCAAAGGAUUAUUACAUUAACAUCAGGAAAGCUCUUGUUAAUGGUUUCUUUAUGCAGGUAGCGCAUUUAGAAAGAACAGGCCAUUACCUAACCAUUAAGGAUAAUCAGGUAGUGCAACUUCAUCCAAGCAGUUGUUUGGAUCACAAACCAGAGUGGGUUAUUUAUAAUGAAUUUGUGCUCACUACUAAAAAUUAUAUUAGGACAGUCACUGAUAUUAAACCUGAUUGGCUACUCAUGAUAGCACCACAGUAUUAUGACCUACAAAAUUUCCCACAGUGUGAAGCGAAAAGACAAUUGGAAAUGAUUCAGGCGAAACUAGACUCGAAGCAGUAUCAGGAAGGCUUCUAACCAUUAUAUACUUUAGAUAUGUGUUUGAAAAUCAUGAGAAAUUUUCGGGAAUGCUCAGUCAAUCUGCUUCUAUCAUGGCAAACUUUGCUAUACAAGUUUUUCACGUAUCACAGCUACAUCACAUACAAAACAUUGUACAACACAUUGUGAGAGAGAAUAAUCACUUUCUGUCCUUUACUUAAGAUACGGAAGAAAUAUAUUAAAACAUUUAGGUUUCUGUAUAAGUUAAAUAUUAGCUUGUACGAUGUAAAAAUUGAAUAUUUAAUAUUUUCAAUGCUUAAAUUUGAAAAGGGGGAAAUAAAAAUGGACAAUUAGUUGGAAACGCAGCAAAAGUAUGUAAGUUAAUCGAUAAAAGGAUUAUUUAUGUACAUUUAAGAGAAGAUUUAGUCUCUAAGUAAUUUUAACAAAAAAAAUUCGCUAAUCGACGUUUACAUUCGGACGCAUUCGGAAUACUGCUAGAUAUAAUAGAUUAAUUUUUGUAUUAAAUGUUGACCGUAUAUCAUGAAGAAGACAUGUAAAAUGGCCACUAUGAAUUGUCAAAAAUAAGCAUCUUGCCUAAUACUCUUUGAAACAAAAUGUUCUUUUGUUAACUUGCCUUUUAUUGUAAUAAUAACAAAAUUGUAAUAUGUGUCGUAUGAUUUUAUGUUUUCUGUUUUGUAUUCUACUUUUUUGAACUUAAAAUAUGUUGCAAUGUCCAUGAAGAUUUUUUUAAUA
This is a messenger RNA of Linepithema humile (Argentine ant), 3933 nucleotides long. NCBI's taxonomy places the organism in Eukaryota, Metazoa, Arthropoda, Insecta, Hymenoptera, Formicidae. The record is from RefSeq and is a predicted model, not a curated record.